Molecule: messenger RNA, 987 nt
Organism: Mya arenaria
Lineage: Eukaryota; Metazoa; Mollusca; Bivalvia; Myida; Myidae
Product: thyrotropin-releasing hormone receptor-like
Exons: 2
Coding region: 1-987 (328 amino acids)
Biological process (GO): G protein-coupled receptor signaling pathway
Cellular component (GO): plasma membrane
Molecular function (GO): G protein-coupled receptor activity
Source: RefSeq, a predicted model, not a curated record
AUGCCAACAACAGCGUUUUACUUCUUCACAUACUUCACUCCGAUUAUUUUUGCGAUUGGAGUGGUGGGAAAUAUUAUUUCUUUGAUAGUGUUCCUUUCCAAAAACAUGCGUAAGCUAUCAGCGAGCAUGUAUCUUGCUGCGUUGUCAACAUCAGAUCUGCUGGCGUUGUUAUUUUACGUACUACCGGAGUGGUUAAAACAUGGCUUUAGCUUGGUCCCCGGACAUCAACAAGCUUUAUUUCUACAGCAGAAUGGAACCUGUCAAGGCUUGCUCUACUUGCAAUACAUUGCGCGGUUUCUGUGCUCCUGGUUUGUGGUGUUCUUUACAAUUGAACGUUUUAUCGGCGUGUGUUUUCCCCUACGCCGAAAAGACAUUUGCGACCCUAAAUCAGCAUCACGUGUUAUCCUUGGGGCAAUAGUAGUUGCUUCUUCUGGGUGUGUUUUUAAACCCAUACUCAGUGGAACAUUCAUUGCCAAAAAUGGAGACCCAGUGUGUACCAGUAAUCGGGACCAUCAAUACCUUUCAUUCAUACUUGACAGCAUAUUUGGGGUUACCAUAACUUUCAUUCCGUUUGUACUAAUAACCAUUCUGAAUUUACUGAUCAUACGUAAGCUAGUGCUAAGAAAUAAGCGUCAUCGAAAAAUACGUAUCGUAACGGAGGAAUCAAUCAUCCGAUUGGAGUUUACAUUUAUCUUACUCGCCAUUUCCAUUUGCUUCGUUUCCUUGAAUUUGCCAUAUUUCGCGGUAUGGUGCAAGCGUUAUUGGAAAAUAAAACAAAUUCUUUAUAUCACCAGGACUAUUUUCUACAUUAACUACUGUAUUAACUUCUUUUUAUACUCAGUCACAGGAGCAUAUUUCCGUAAAGAACUUAGACACCUGUUUUUGAAUCGGGGAAGAAAUUCGUAUUCAUAUAGAUACCCACGUCACUACUCUGCAUAUCUGACAAGAAGUUCUUCACAAAAUACAUCCAAGUCGAGUACUCUAUGA